Messenger RNA from Populus trichocarpa (black cottonwood), 2806 nucleotides. RefSeq names its product putative cyclic nucleotide-gated ion channel 13. Bases 385 to 2547 code for a protein of 720 amino acids. NCBI's taxonomy places the organism in Eukaryota, Viridiplantae, Streptophyta, Magnoliopsida, Malpighiales, Salicaceae. The record is from RefSeq and is a predicted model, not a curated record. Gene Ontology annotation, biological process: monoatomic ion transport; transmembrane transport. The transcript is spliced from 9 exons. Gene Ontology annotation, cellular component: membrane. Gene Ontology annotation, molecular function: monoatomic ion channel activity.
UUUCAUUUAUUUUUUUCCCUCUCUUCUCAUUCUCGUCUCGUCUCUCUGAAAGCGCAAACCGUGACUGCCAGCCAUUGGAGUGAGUCUCUCGACGAACUUUCUUCUCCUCUUAGCACGAAAUUUGUCUACGAACUCUCUUUUCUUCAUAAAGAACAGAGAAACUCAAUAUAUGCACGUGCUCCAUAAAACAAAGGAAAUAGCCUGGUGGUGUCUUUUCCUUACAGUGUUACACACAUCCUUGUCUUUUCGUUUAAUUCGAAUAUAUAUAUAUAUAUUGAUCAACAAACGGGAAAAAAAACUUGUACAAGCCCAAAUGAAAUAAACCGCCUUUGCUUUGGAUUGGUUUUGGAAGCCAGAGUGAGUCAAUUAUAGUUGGUCAAAGUUAUGAAUCUCAAAGGAGAUAAAUUUGUCAGGUUUCAGGAUUGGAGAUCAGAGAAAUCCUUCAGUUCAGAGCAGGGAUGCUCCAUUGAAGAUGGAUUUUAUGCAAGAAAAGUCAAACCAACUUUCAAUGCAGUUUGGGAUAAUAUCCGAAGAGGGUGGGAGAUGGGUUCGGAGAGGAUUAGAAGCCUAAAGAAACCAUUGAGAUUCUAUCCUAGGGGUGCUCGCUCAGUGAAAGAACAAGGACCUAAGAAGAAGAUUCUUGAUCCACAAGGUUCAUUUCUCCAGAAUUGGAACAAAAUAUUUAUGCUUGUUUGCGUGCUUGCAGUGGCUAUAGACCCCUUAUUCUUUUACAUCCCAUGGGUUAAUGGCACUGACAAAGACAAAUGCCUUGAUCUGGACUAUAAGAUGGAAGCUGCUGCUUGUGUUCUUCGUACAUUCAUUGAUGUCGUAUACAUACUUCGCAUAGCCUUCCAAUUCCGCACUGGGUUCAUAGCCCCUUCUUCUCGUGUAUUUGGGAGGGGCGAGUUGGUUGAGGAUCCUAAAGUUAUCGCCAAAAAAUACCUUACCUCUCACUUUAUCGUUGAUAUUCUAGCAAUCCUUCCACUUCCUCAGGUAGUGGUUAUAAUCAUCCUUCCAUCAGUUGAUGGUCCGGUUUCAUUGGCUGCGAAGAACUUGCUUGAGAUUGUAAUUUUCUCCCAAUACAUACCAAGAUUUGUUCGAAUCUAUCCAUUGUUCAAAGAAAUAACUAGAACUUCUGGCAUACUUACUGAAACAGCAUGGGCGGGAGCUGUUUUCAACCUCUUUCUCUACAUGCUAGCCAGUCAUAUAAUUGGAGCCUUUUGGUACUUGUUCUCAAUCGAACGAGAAGAUUCAUGCUGGCGUGAAGUGUGUAAGGACCGAGCAGGGUGUGAUUCUACGUACUGGUAUUGUGGAAAUCAUCGUCCAGAAAACUACACAUUCCUGACUGAAUCAUGCCCUUUUAUCCAACCUGAUCAAAUUCAAAACUCAUCGGUCUUCAACUUUGGUAUAUUUAUUGAUGCUCUUGAUUCUGGAGUGGUGGAAUCAACUUAUUUUCCGCGGAAAUUCUUUUACUGCUUUUGGUGGGGUUUGCGCAAUCUCAGCUCUCUUGGACAAAACCUUAAAACAAGCACCUUCAUUGGAGAGAUUCUCUUUGCCAUCUUCAUAUCCAUCACUGGAUUGGUUUUGUUUGCACUGCUUAUUGGUAAUAUGCAGAAAUAUCUCGAAUCCACAACUGUUAGAAUAGAGGAAAUGAGAGUGAAAAGGAGGGAUUCAGAGCAGUGGAUGUCCCACCGAAUGCUCCCUGAUAACCUGAAGGAACGAAUUAGGCGGCAUGAACAGUACAAAUGGCAAGAAACCAGAGGAGUGGAAGAGCGGGGGCUAAUUCGUAAUCUUCCUAAAGAUCUCAGGAGGGACAUAAACCGCCAUCUUUGCUUGGAUCUGAUCAAGAAAGUGCCAAUAUUUGAAAAAAUGGAUGAGCACAUAUUGGAUGCAGUAUGCGAUCGUCUCAAGGCAACUCUUUACACCAAGGAUAGCUACAUUGUUCGAGAAGGGGACCCAGUUGACGAGAUGCUAUUUAUCAUGCGAGGUACUCUUUUAAGUGUGACCACUAAUGGUGGAAGAACUGGUUUUUUCAAUGCUGUCUCUCUCAAGGCUGGUGACUUCUGUGGAGAAGGGCUUCUUACAUGGGCCCUAGAUCCCCAAUCCUCCAACCUCCCUAUCUCAACUAGAACAGUACAAGCUCUGUCAGAGGUUGAGGCCUUUGCUUUGGAAGCUGAAGACUUGAAGACUGUAGCUUCCCAGUUUCGCCGAUUACAUCACAAGGAUAUCCAGCACACAUUCAGGUUGUUCUCAGUGCAGUGGAGGACGUGGGCAGCAUGCUUCAUACAGGCAGCUUGGCAUCGUCACUGUAGGAGGAAGCAGGCUAAAAGCUUACGUCAAGCAGAAGAAAAACUGCAAGAUGCUUUGGCAAACGAGGCCAGUACUUCGCCAAGCCUUGAUGUUGCCAUUUAUGCAUCACAGUUUGCUGCCAACGCAUUAAGAAAUCUGCGGCAGAAUGGCACACACGCAGCUAGAUUGCCGCAGAGAUUGUCAUUUCUGCCUCAAAAACCAACAGAGCCGGACUUUUCCGCUCAAAAUCACAAGUAACAGAACAGUUCAAGUGACUCUAUCCUAGUUUUGCCUCGUAUUUGCAAGCUCAAACGCCAGAGGUCUAGGUGUAAAUUUGUAUAUAAUAAUGGUUUGAGCAUUUAGUGUUCUGUGAUUUUGACUGUAAUCAUUUUUGUACUUGCCCUGACAGGCUUGAAAAACGUACGCAGGGAUAUAUAUAUAUAUAUAUAUAUAUAUAUCAUCACUAUCACUACCACUAUAUUAUAUUAUAAUGAUGAUUUUUAGUCUUCUUUUUGUA